AUGACUUUGCAAGCCAGUCAACAGUUCAGCACAGAAGCAUCUGGAGUCACGCUGGCAGGUUGUGACAAAACCACACAAUUACAUGAGGUUCACCCCAUUCUGAAAAUGCCCGAACAGCAAAUGGUGGAGGUAAAUGGAACAACAGUCAGCACUGGCACAGCCUGAGAGAGACCUGAGACUCGGAGCCCUCAGGCUCGGGGGCCAGCUUCCUGCUGUGGCCUGGUGUAAAGGUGGCAGAUAAAAAAAAUGACAGCAAGACUUCUGAGAACAGCCCUCGCUUUGCUUUUCUUUGGCCUCUUUGGGGUCCUGGAGGCAACAACAAUAUCGUGCAGGAAUGAAGAAGGCGAAGCUGUGGAUUGGUUUGUUUUUUAUAAGUUACCUAAGCAGCAAGACAAGGAAAGCAGACAGACUGGGUUAGAGUACCUAUACCUCGACUCUACUACCAGAAGCUGGAGGAGGAGUAAGCAACUCGUGAAUACCACGAAGAGUGCGUUGGGAAGGACAUUACAACAGCUAUAUGAAGCCUGUGCCUCCAAGAAUAACAACACAGCCUACCUACUAUACAAUGAUGGGGUCCCCGCAUCUGUGACUUACAGCAGAAAGUAUGGACACACUAAAGGCUUACUGCUGUGGAACAGAGUCCAGGGAUUCUGGCUGAUUCAUUCUAUUCCCCGGUUUCCUCCAACUCCUGAAGAAGGCUAUGAUUAUCCACCCACAGGAAGAAGACACGGACAAACUGGCAUCUGCAUAACUUUUAAGUACAACCAGUAUGAAGCAAUAGAUUCUCAGCUCUUGGUCUGUAACCCAAACAUUUAUAGCUGUUCCAUCCCAACCAUCUUUCACCAGGAGCUCGUCUACAUGCCACAGCUAUGCGCUGCUGGGUCCACCUCAUCAGAGAUCCCUGGCCAGCGCCUCACCUCACUUCAGUCAGCCCGGGGCCAAAAAUUUAUCCAUUUUGCAAAGUUUGAUUCUUUCCUUGACGACAUCUUUGUAGCCUGGAUGGCUCAACAUUUGAAGACGCACUUGCUAACAGAAACCUGGCAGCGAAAAGGACAAGAGCUUCCUUCAAACUGCUCCCUUCCUUACCAUGUCUACAAUGUCAAAGCAAUUAAGAUAUCUGGACAGUCCUAUUUCAGUUCUUACCAGGAUCAUGCCAAAUGGUGUGUUUCCCAAAAGAGGACCAAAAAUCGUUGGACCUGUAUUGGAGACCUAAAUCGGAGCCCGUACCAAGCUUUCAGAAGUGGAGGAUUCAUUUGUACCCAGAAUCAGCGUAUUUACCAUGCAUUUCAAGGACUGGUUUUGUAUUAUGAAAACUGCAACUGAACUUGGUGAAAUAACAUAUGCACUAUCAUUUCCAAUGCCAAAAAUGGAUCUUCUUCCAUCAGAUCCAUUCUUUAUAUAUUAAAAACCUGUGAAUGUAGUUAUAGCCCACAUACCAUCAAAUAAAAUGCUUUUCUACCAUGUUUACCAUUUUGUCUUCCACUUAGUGGCAAUUUAUCUACUUUGAAUUUAUGUGCCAUAAACAUAAAUCAUUACACAUAUCUAAAGUGAAAAUGGAUGGAGUGGAAGAAAAAAUAUUCUCGAUUGUUCAUAGAUUGACUGGAUAUCUCCUAGAUUAAUUUCAUCUCCUUCAAAAGAUUUUCCUGACUCUCCUUCUCAUCCCUUGUUGAAGGAAAAACAUCUCUCUCUGUAUCUCACACUCCUUUAGUCAUCAUCUUCUUAGAGUUCUUUUCAUUGGCUAAUGGUUGUCUUUUUUGUUAUUCUUGCAGCUGCUCCUUUGUAAUCUUGUGAUCUUAGGCCAUUCACCUGAAUUCUCUGAGGUUUGGUUUCUCAUCUACAAGAUGGAAAUAAUGUCUAAAUAUGUUUAAACACCUAGCACAGAGCCUGGCAGAGUUGACACUUAAAAACACUGUGGAAUAUGAGUAUGAAUCCCCCUAACAAGUUAGAAAAGACAAAGAAAAGUUUAGAAAUAAGUAAUAUUUUUCAAAAAAAAAUUUAAGUUGGAUUAGGAUGAAGAAAUAAAACAACCCACCUACCUGGGUUAAAUAAAGAACUGUGACAUAAAGGAACAAUAAACAAAUCUAACAAUCUUCA
Molecule: messenger RNA, 2094 nt
Organism: Canis lupus familiaris (dog)
Lineage: Eukaryota; Metazoa; Chordata; Mammalia; Carnivora; Canidae
Gene: DNASE2B
Product: deoxyribonuclease 2 beta
Exons: 6
Coding region: 247-1323 (358 amino acids)
Biological process (GO): apoptotic DNA fragmentation
Molecular function (GO): deoxyribonuclease II activity
Source: RefSeq, a predicted model, not a curated record